This is a messenger RNA of Dendronephthya gigantea, 1248 nucleotides long. Its product is annotated as transmembrane protein Tmp21-like. Gene Ontology annotation, biological process: endoplasmic reticulum to Golgi vesicle-mediated transport; intracellular protein transport; Golgi organization. Bases 94 to 717 code for a protein of 207 amino acids. Gene Ontology annotation, cellular component: endoplasmic reticulum; Golgi apparatus; endoplasmic reticulum-Golgi intermediate compartment. The record is from RefSeq and is a predicted model, not a curated record. The transcript has 5 exons. NCBI's taxonomy places the organism in Eukaryota, Metazoa, Cnidaria, Anthozoa, Malacalcyonacea, Nephtheidae.
UCCUUUUUAAUGCCACGUUGCCCUGUGUGUUGUAUUGUAUUGUAGUUACAUUAUUUUUGUUCAACUUCCACCGAAAACAACAGAUGCAAAAGCAUGGAUAAAAUAUUGUGUAUUUCAACUGUAAUUGUGGCCAUUUUUUAUCAACUUCUACCUGUAAAUUCACUGUCUUUUACAUUAUCGUCUGGGACGACAAAAUGUUUGAAGGAAGAACUCCAUAAAGAUGUCCUAGUGACAGGAGAAUAUCAAUUGUCCGAAGCAAGUCAAAAGACACAUUUGACGGUGACAGAUUCAAAGGGACAUGUUCUAUUUAAAAAGGAAGAUGCAACCAAAGGAAAAUUUGCUUUUACAACAGAAGAUUAUGAGAUGUAUAAAAUAUGUUUUCAGAGCGAAGGCAAAGCAGGUUCAGGAAUGGAUCGAGAAGUAUCAUUAGUAUUGAAACAUGGUGCAGAGGCAAAAGAUUAUGAUAAGAUGGCAGCUGUUGAGAAAAUGAAACCACUAGAAAUUGAGCUAAAAAGAUUGGAAGAUCUUGCUGAGGAUAUUGUCAAUGACUUUGCAUACAUGCGGCAACGAGAGCAGGAAAUGAGGGACACUAAUGAGUCAACCCAUUCACGAGUUCUCUACUUCAGCGUAUUCUCAAUGCUUUGCCUUCUUGGACUAGCAACAUGGCAAGUGUUCUACUUGCGACGAUUUUUCAUCGCCAAAAAGCUCAUUGAGUGAACGAACUUAGAAAACUGAAAUAUUAAACAAUAUAUGUUUGGAUAGGGUGUCAAGUUAUGGACAUAAAUUUAACAUUGCUCUGCCAUAAGCGAUUUCUUGCUUGUGUUUGACAAGUUAGGCUGUAGAACACAGCCUGGAAAAAUCUCAUAGCAAAUAUUUCAAAUUAUUAGUUUACGAAAUGGUUAUGUAAAUUUAAUUAUGAAAGCAUUUUUUCCUGAGUUUUGUACAGUUAUUUGACUGAUUUUAAUAUGGUUUCAUUGGCUUCACUAAAUUCUAAAAAAGCAAUUGGUAUUAUCUGCUACUGACUUGAGAAUAUACAAGGUGUAACUAAAAAACGUUUACCUUUAAAAUUAACGCUAUAGUUAUAAUUUGAAUGCGAAAGAUCUACUGUAAAAGCUAAACACAAGUGCUGUAGAGACGAACCAUCUUGUGCUGAACAACAAAAUAUUAAUUCUGUAAGGUAAACUAUUAUUGCACACCUUGAACUGCUAACAUGUUUUACAAGUUACCACUGUCUACUUUAGUUAUGCA